Molecule: messenger RNA, 702 nt
Organism: Schistosoma curassoni
Lineage: Eukaryota; Metazoa; Platyhelminthes; Trematoda; Strigeidida; Schistosomatidae
Source: the annotation of a GenBank genome assembly
ACAAAGGAGAUUGCAUUAUCAUCAUUAUCAUAAUGAAUAAAUCAUUAUUAUUAUUAUUAUUACUAUUCUAUUUCACCUCAUGUAAUUUUUUGACCAUGGCGUAUAGUGGAUAUGGAAAUCAACGUGGACAAAGUUAUAUAAAUCCUGAUUAUCAACAAUCUUAUCAAAAUAAUAAAUAUAAUGGUGAUGACUAUACUAAAAAAUAUAUAAGUAGUGAUUAUGAUUCGACUACAAAUAAUGAAUACGGUAAUAAAUAUGGUAAUGAUUAUGUUAAAGUUCAAAAGAAGAAUAAUUAUGACAGUUCCAAUUAUCAACCAACGUCUUAUGAUUCAUAUACCGGUUAUAAUGGGGAUAAUUACAAUAAUAAUAAUAAUGAUUAUAAGAAUAACGAUUAUACACCAACAAAUAAUAAUUACCAAGCAAAUAAUUAUCAAGAUUAUGGAUCCAGUGAUGUAUCACCUACCAGUGAAUAUGGUAUUGGUUCAAUUGGUACUGGAGUUAUGUCCGGUUCUAAGUAUAGUCAUACUCAUUUAAAUAUUCAUGGUAAAAUGACUGGUGUUGGACAUCAAGAUUAUGGUGUACAUUAUUUAUCAUUGACUAAAUUCCGUAAAGGUGGUGGCUAUGAUAUCUAUGGAAAAAACGACAGUUUUUAGAUUAUGAUACAACAGGACAUGUGAAAAAUAUGGUAAUCAACAAAUGAAA